Penicillium bovifimosum is the source of this 609-nucleotide messenger RNA. RefSeq names its product GLTP domain-containing protein. NCBI's taxonomy places the organism in Eukaryota, Fungi, Ascomycota, Eurotiomycetes, Eurotiales, Aspergillaceae. Gene Ontology annotation, biological process: intermembrane lipid transfer; ceramide transport. Gene Ontology annotation, molecular function: ceramide 1-phosphate binding; ceramide 1-phosphate transfer activity. The record is from RefSeq and is a predicted model, not a curated record. Gene Ontology annotation, cellular component: cytosol; membrane; cytoplasm. Bases 1 to 609 code for a protein of 202 amino acids. The transcript is spliced from 4 exons.
AUGGCUGCUAUUCCCGCUGACGGCACAUGGUUUGAUACCAUCAAGAGAUCCUUCGCUGAUGUUCCUAUCGGCGCGGAUGAUGGCAUCUCCACUACCGAGUUCCUCGAGGCCGCUGAGUCGCUCGUGACUCUCUUUGAUGUCCUCGGUUCCGCCGCUUUCACCCCUGUCAAGAACGACUUGCUUGGCAACAUCAAGAAAGUCCGUGAGCGUCAAUUGGCAGCUCCUGCGGAGUCCGAGACCCUGCAGGCCCUUGUGGUGAAUGAAUUGAAGACCGGCAAGCACGUUGCCGCUGAAGGUCUGGUCUGGUUGAUCCGUGGUCUCGACUUCACCGUCCAAGCCCUUCGUCACAACAUCGACAACGCCUCCGCAGAGCUGUCAGACUCCUUCCGUGGGGCUUACGGCAACACCCUCAAGCCCCAUCACAGCUUCCUUGUGAAGCCCAUCUUCAGCGCAGCCAUGUCAGCGACCCCAUACCGUAAGAACUUCUAUCCUAAAUUGGGUCAGGACCAGGCCAAGGUUACCGCCGAGAUGACGAAGGAGGUCGCUGCUCUGGAGAAGGUGGUCAGCAUUAUCAAGGCUUUCCAGGAUACCAAGGCUGCGAAGUGGUAG